This is a messenger RNA of Phyllopteryx taeniolatus (common seadragon), 6172 nucleotides long. RefSeq names its product leucine-rich repeat and fibronectin type-III domain-containing protein 4-like. The transcript has 7 exons. The record is from RefSeq and is a predicted model, not a curated record. Gene Ontology annotation, molecular function: protein binding. Lineage: Eukaryota; Metazoa; Chordata; Actinopteri; Syngnathiformes; Syngnathidae. Bases 1989 to 5096 code for a protein of 1035 amino acids.
GUCUCAGAUUGGCGCCAGCGUAGAAGGACCUCCAUCCUGUCUUCGGUUCCUUCUCAGGCGCCGCACAAACACAAGGAAGAGUCUAAACAAGUGCAUCGAAAAGCAGACGGACGCCGGGCGGAAGAGGACAUUGAGAGGAAUACGAGCGGCUUUUUCCCCCUCGCUCGCCGUCUUUUUCUGUCCCAUCCCCUCCCUCCUUCAUUCGUUACCUGUACUCCGGGAUUAACGCGCGACUUAAAUUUCAAUCAGCCCGCAGCCCGAGCGAGGAGCGACAGAGGCGGCAGACAGACCGCCGCAGCUGUCGAGAUCGAGGGGGCCGACGGGAGGGGAGAGACGGGGGAGAGAGAGAGAAGAGGAAGAGGAAGAGGAGGGGGGAGGGGAGAAGAAGGGGGCAGCGGGUGGGAGAGAGUGAUGGGUGUUGUUUCGCCGCAGAGUUGAGGGAGUGCGAGCGUGUCGCCAAGAUGGAGAUGUGACGGCUUCGGCGGUCGCAGGUGGAAUGAUUGGGAAAACAAGGUUAGUGAGUCUACCUUUUCAUCCGGCUCGGACGGGGACGGGGUUGCGGGUCCCUGCGGGAAAGAGGCGCAAAAAAGAGGACGAGGGGAGACGAAAUUGCUCUAUUGUGCUUUUGAAGUGGCCAAUAAACAGCCAAAGGGCUGUGAGGGGGGGCGGGGGGCAGGGAAAAAACGCAAACAAUCUGCAGGUUCUGUGCGUGCCAGCAUGCCAGGACGAGAACGGCGCAUACGGAAUGCGGGGUGCAAAUCGCUGGCAGCAUUUGAGCCACAAAAGCAGAGAGUGAGCGUGCGGCUUCAACGCAGAACGAUCACGAAAUCGACUUCUGCGAGGCGUCCGAGAUGAUUGGCAGGCCAGAGUCGAGCAGGCGGACUUUUGAACUGUCUGACAUUCACAGUGCAGAUCAAUAGGCCGCUUGUUUCAUUAGCUUGCGUGCGUGCGCAUGAAUGCGCUACCUUGUGCGCUCGGGUUUCGGCGUGCAGAGAGACACCAGCGGAGCCUGCAGAGAGACGUUAAGGGGGUUCCAGGACUAUUGAUCGCCUCUGACAGAGACGGGCUGCCAAGGGGCCAGGGAGGAUUUACCGCCGCCGUUGCCAUAAGGGCGGAGAGGAUGAUGGACGGGCCGGCGUUCUGAAGACGGGGGCGGGCGUGUAGCCAGGUGCCACCACAACAGGAGACACUUCUUUUUCUCUCUCUCUCUCUCUCUCCUCUCACAGGUUUCUCCCCAUCACGCCCACUUCUCCAAGGUCACCGUCGAGUCGAGAGCCGACAAAUGCGGCAGAGGCGACGAAAAGUGCCAAGGAGAACACAGCCUGGAAGUCGUUCCAGGAACUGAGCGGUGUGAGAAAGAGGAAGUCCUCGCGCGAGGGGACGGGGCCGGGGAGCGCGAUGAAUAAAUAACCGCGGCCACGGCCGGGAUACGUGAGGAUGCAACGAGGGAAGAAGUGACGGGGGCCACGCAGGCCGGGAAGAGAGGUAAACAUCUCGACCUCCUGGAUCCCACUCCUGGCAGAACCGAAGCCUUUACAAAAUACGACACGUCCGAUCCGGCCUCAAGGAAGUCGUAUCGAGAAGGUCUUUAAGAGGAUUUAAAGCCAAGUGGAUUUUUGGAUUUUUCCCCCCCCCCUCUUCUUCUUCGUCUUCUUCUUCAAACUGAGGUCUCCAUCUCGGAAUACCAGGCUAGGAUUGGACGAGUAAUUCGGGAUUUUCCAGGUUCUCUGUCCCCGUGUAGAAGUUUAAGAGGAUAUCGUGGAAUUUCUCAAACCUGGCCGGCUUUCUCACGCCGACUGACGUCCGCGUAUCUUUUGAUGCUCACUGAACCCCCCGCCCCGCCGCUCGUCUGGUACGAUGUGAUGAACACACACGCGUACAAACACAGACACACACAAAACAACAACAACAACCUGGACAACAUGUGGAGCUGAUUCCAGUUGUUAAGCACAGACAUAAAAGGUCUGUGGAUAGCCUGGCUUUCUACCAUGCCUGCCCCCCCAACCCUAAACCCCAGCAGACAGAAGCACCUGCCUCACACGCAUCCCCGCCCUGAUCGACAGGCAGAAAAUUCCAUCUUCCCUCCAUCCAUCCUCUCGCUUUCUCACACCCCACGUCUCGUCUCAUCCCCGCCCUCGACAUCCCACGUCAUCCCCUGCGCCGGUUUGGGAGCCUCGAAAAGAACACUCGCGAGCGGCGUCCCGUUCCCGGCUUUUCACUGGCUGACCCUGGUCACAUGCUGCCUGCUGCCCUCCCUGAUUGGAGCGGGGGAGACGUGGGGCGUCGUGUCAGCCUGCCCUUUCCACUGCGUGUGUCGGAACCUCUCCGAAUCGCUCAGCACGCUGUGCGCCGACAAGGGUCUCCUGUUUGUUCCCCCGCACGUCGACCGGCGUACUGUCGAGCUGCGGCUGGCUGACAACUUCAUCACAGAAGUGGGAGGAACCGACUUUGUCAACAUGACCGGAUUGGUCGAUUUGACUCUGUCCAGAAACACAAUUCACCUGAUUCGACCGAUGGCCUUUGCUGAUCUGGAGAGUCUACGCUCCUUGCAUCUCGAUGGUAAUCGUUUAACAAUAGUCGGCCCCAGGGACCUGGCAGGGUUGGUCAAUCUACAACAUCUGAUUGUCAAUAACAAUCAGUUGGUCAAAGUGUCAGUGCAGGCUUUUGACGACUUCUUACUCACAUUAGAGGAUCUCGACAUGUCCUACAACAACCUCCGAAAGGUACCGUGGGAGUCCAUUCAGAAUAUGGCCAGUCUCCACACUAUGAACCUGGACCACAACCUCAUCGACCACAUCGCGGAGGGAGUCUUUGGAGAGUUGUAUAAGCUCGCCAGGCUGGAUAUGACCUCCAACCGGCUCAGGACCCUACCGCCCGACUCGCUCUUUGCAAGGUCCCAGACUGGUGCAAUAAGCCCCACCCCUUACAACGCUGUCAUUAGUCUGAAUUUUGGGGGGAAUCCGCUGCACUGCAACUGUGAACUGCUGUGGCUCCGACGGCUUAUCCGCAGUGACGACAUGGAGACCUGCGCCACACCAAUCCACCUGGCCGGAAGGUACUUCUGGUCGAUUCCUGAGGAGGAGUUUACAUGUGAGCCCCCUCUUAUCACCCGCCACACUCACAAGCUGUGGGUGCUGGAAGGCCAGAGGGCCACCCUCAAGUGCCGCGCCAUCGGAGACCCGGAGCCCGUGGUGCACUGGGUGUCACCAGACGAUCGCAUCAUUGCAAACUCAUCCCGGACCAGCUCCUUCAAUAAUGGAACUUUGGAUAUGGUAGUGACAGUGGCCCGGGAUGACGGGCCAUACACGUGCAUCGCAAUAAACGCAGCGGGAGAAGCGACUGCCACUGUAGACCUGAAAAUAAUACCUCUCCCUCACCGGGGUGGAGCAGGUGGAAACACAGGAAAUAACAAUGUGAACAACAGGAACGUAACUAAUGGGAUUUUACGAACUGAUCCGGGAUCCUCGGAUAUCAGCACUGGGAAAACAGGCGGAAUAAACAACGGCGUGGCACGCGGAGGCGACGCGGAGGACGGGAAAAAAGGUGGCGCCGGAGAUGAAGGUGACAGCGGCAGGGCGAACGAAGAGGAGAGGGCUGAGGGCGGGGGCGAGGAGGAGGACGAGGAGGACGAAGAAGCCAGGAGGACGGUCGGAGUACAAGGAAUAACGUCCACCUCGGCUCAGGUCCGGUGGGAUUUGGGACGUUUGCCUGGAGCUCACGUUGUGUGGAUGUAUCAGAUACAAUACAACUGCACGGCCGAUGAAACCCUCAUCUACAGGAUCCUGCCAUCCACCAGCGACCGCUUCCUGUUGAAGAACUUGGUCUCCGGAGUGGAUUACAACUUGUGCGUGCUGGCCAUUUUCGAUGACUCCGUCACAGCGCUGGCGGCGACAAAGGUCCUCGGCUGCACCACCUUCUCCACCAAGGACGUUUAUCCCGCCUGCAGUUCUCUCCAGGCUCAUUUCCUGGGAGGAACGCUGACCAUCUUAGUGGGCGGCGUGGUGGUGGUCACCCUCCUCAUGUUCACCGUCGCGUUGAUGGUUCGCCAUCGGGUGUGCGAACAUUCCGACCGCAUCCUGUGUCACAACAGCGGCGAAGAGGCAGGAGUCGGGCUUUGCGGUCAGGGCGGUGGCGUGGUGGCCCGGGAUAAAGGAGGAGACUGCAGCGGGUGCUACCAGUCCAACGGUUCUGGUGACACGAUGAUGGUGGUCCUGCCUAACGGGCUGCCUUCCAAGAGAACAGGGGAGCGCGGAAAGGACAAGGAGCCCGCAGAGUCCGAUUCUUCUCUGCCGCCAAAACUCCCCCCCAAGCCGAGGUUCAAGCCGAAGGUCAACCUGGAGCACUUUCUUUCGGCCGGGGGCGUGGUCUCCACCAUGGCGGGGGCAGGAGGGGAGAUGGCCUUGGUGGUGCGGCAGAGGAAGCUGGAGAAAGCACCGCCGUACACUGCGGAAAGUGACAGGACUCUGCUCGACUACUCCCCCUGCGUCUCAUCCACCCUGCCUCGCCAGUCACGCUUUAGGGAAAGCCCGAAACCUCGUCUGGAGCGAGAGCUGACCAACCGUGCCAGCUUCUCCCUGGCAGCACCCCUGCGAGACUCUGAUAUGCUGGCCUGGAGGAUUACUUCCCCCGGAAGGGACAAAUGGAACUCCUCUCAGGCUUAUCAGAGCCCCAUAUCCCCUCUCAACGCCGCCUGCGGGACAGUCAGCAAGCGGCGCCACUCGCUGGACAUGGGCUCCUCUGUCGCCCUAGCGACCGACGCGGCCGCAACUGUGGCCAAACGCUACGGCGCCAUCAGCUACGCCAAGCGGCUGAGCGUGAUCUGGACCAGGCGCAGCCAGUCGCUCCACGGAAUGCUGGUGCAGUGCGCCUCCGCCACGAGCACCGGCUCUUCCACCGCCAGCGACGAGGGCGAAGGCGCCGGGCCGUUUGGGGGGCGAUGCGAGUUUCAACGUGGAUACAUCCACGCUUACAGCACCACCGACUCCAACUCUAACACCGGGACCGCGAUUGCGAGAGGGAGCGCCGGAAGAGACAGGGGGAGGGAGAAAGGGAAGGAUGGAAAAAGCGCUGAAGAGCUGGAGGAAAGUGUUGUGUAGAAUGUUGACAGAAGCUAUAGAGACUCUUAAAAUGACAAAAAUUGAUUUCAAUGAACAAAAACAGAUAGAGCCUUGAGAGUAAAUAGCUUUGGGGUGUUUAUGGCCUUGAAAUUAACAUUCACACAAAUGUUCUCAGUUGACAAAAGUUAACAGCGGAAGAGGGGAAGCGAGAACGAAGACACGGAGAACGGUUAGAGAUCCGCGUGGAUCCAAGAAAAGCCUCAACACCGACAGAACCUGCCUCAUCCCACAGGUUUGCACUGGAUCAAGUGCCAUCACAGCACUGGAUCAACACUACAGCGGGCGUGGGAUGCGGGGGGGGGGGGGAAAGAAAAAAAGAUUUGAUGUGGCCAGACGUUGUCAAAUUGCAAAACAAAGAAUGUGACUUCUAUGCGUCCUCUGUGGCUGAACUUUGGCCAGCCACGCCUUUGGAUUAUAGGAGCAUAAAUACCGAGCUGUGUGCACUGGCCGUGAUCAAUCGAUGCGUGCCGGCGCGAGCACGGACGUUAUUAAAUCACAGCGGGCUUACAAUGCAUUCGAUACGGAUUACAAAAUGGUGGCGGCGUACGAUGGAACUUUUCCUGGCGACACCGAGCUGCUCUGCUGCUUCCGGUGUGAACGUAUCGGAAGGAUCACGGACCGGAUGCGUGUCAAUGUGCCUGUGUGUUUGUGUGCACAUAUGUGAGGAGUUUUCCAGUCCAGCGCCGCUGUUCCUGUUACAUGUGGUUUCGCUUUUGUUUUUUGUUUUUUGUUUUUUUGCAACAAGCAGGAUUGUGUAAUCGAAACGCUACAACACUGCACUGAAUUAAUCACUAUUUUUGCAGCUGGGACUGAACGUGACAAUGUCCAAUGUGAACAUAUAUUUUUUGUUUGUUUGUUUUGUUUUUGUUACUUCACUUGUGCCACACAACAUCUCCAUCUAAAUGGGGAAUGUUUUCAGAGUGAAAGUGUUACGAGAUGGACACAAUCGAAGAUAAUGGGAGCCACAAACCUCAUGACUUUGUUUGGACUUGAAACGAUUGAAGUGGGACAAGAAAAGAAAAAAAACAUCUAACUCCAAUCAGUGAAAAAUUCAA